Messenger RNA from Zychaea mexicana, 1466 nucleotides. RefSeq lists its product as uncharacterized. The transcript is spliced from 6 exons. The record is from RefSeq and is a predicted model, not a curated record. NCBI's taxonomy places the organism in Eukaryota, Fungi, Mucoromycota, Mucoromycetes, Mucorales, Lichtheimiaceae. Bases 169 to 1347 code for a protein of 392 amino acids.
CUUGCUUGUUGCUGGCAGCAGCAUCAUAACUUUUUUCUUUUUCAAUUGUCCAGUUACCAUAUUCAGAAGGCGCUGGUCCCUUUAAUCUCUUCUUCGUGUGCAUGUAAAAUUUGUUGCACGUGUCAAAACGACAACCACCGAACAACCUUCCCACUUUCUUGUUUCCAAAUGAUCAUUGCAAUAAGUAUAGUCAUCGCGCUUGCUCUAGCCACUUGGCAAUGGCUACAUUCUACUAUUGAACCUGCACCAUUCGGUACCAAAACCUACGAGUCUCAAUGGUCGACUUUAAUCAACACCAUGAUCCACGACGAUUUGCCUGCUUGGGUGCCGACUUGGUUUCGAGUGUAUGCAAUUGGCGUUGUAGACACCGUAGCAACUGUAUUAUGGAAGCGUAUAAUUGAAGCAAACACUGCUGAGCAACUUGUUCGUACCUAUGCCACUAGCAACAAUAAAGUUAAUAACAACAGUCGAUUAUGUAUCAUCACUGGCGGCGAUUCAGGCAUAGGAUUGGAAGUUGCACGAGGAUUACGAGAAGCUGGACUUCGAGUGAUCAUUGCAUCACGUACUGCUGAACAUGCACAGCAAGCAAAAGCCCACUUGGGAGACGACGUGGAGUGUUUGACAGUGGAACUGACAUCAAUUAAGAGCGUCCGGCAAUUUGCUGCCAAAGUUAAAAGGAUGGUGCCCAAGGGUGGCAUUGAUAUUCUCAUAAAUAACGCAGGUAUCAUGAACACACCAUGUCAUAUCACAUCCGAUGGAUUCGACGCCCAAUUUCAAACAAACUGUCUGUCACCAUUCUACCUGUCAUUACUAUUGUUGCCAUGGAUGAACAAAAAACAAGGUCGGAUCCUAUUCGCAGCAAGCUCCACACUCUAUGCCGCCUCACCCGAUCUCGAUCUAUCGUUGGCUCGGAAGGAAUAUGGAUGGGAUGGGCUGACCCAUUAUGCACACAGCAAACUGUAUAUUUCAGUGCUUAGUGAAAUCCUCGGCCAACAUUUGCGUGAUAGUCACGGCAACGUCCAAGUUUUCUGCUAUCAUCCAGGAGCAGUGCGAACAAACCUGUUUUCACAUACCACCUUGUUUGCACUACCCAUAUCAUCCCAUGUCUUUGAUUUCAUUAUGCUCACACCAAGUGAAGGCGCUAUUACUCCAUUGUAUUUGUGUCUUGCUCCAGCUUCAAAAUUAUCAGCAGCAAGGGGGACAAAGCCAAGAGAAUCAGGUGGAUAUUGGUCAAGUACAGUGAGGCAACCCGUUCCUGGAUGUAAGAAUGUCGAGAAGGCAUGGAAGGCGGCUCUUGAUUUUUGCGGUCUGACAAUUCCCGAGGCGGAAGCACUGAUCCGCGCAUGAAAGGAUACACGCUUACUACUUUUAUCUAUCAUUGAUACUUUGUAUACCUGUAAUCUGUAAUACUACUAUUAUUACUAUCACAUACUACAUACCAAUAGUGACACACUGUCUGCAAGAUA